GACGACAUUUUCAUGGAGCUUGGGCCCAGAUGAUCGACAAAGGUGACACAGAGAGCAGACAUGGAGCAGCAGCCCAUCAGACCGACAUGGAGCAGGCAGAUAGAGUUCACCCUGGCCGGCAUCGGCUGUGCUGUGGGUCUGGGCAACGUGUGGAGGUUCCCAUAUCUCUGCUACAGGAGUGGAGGAGGUGCCUUUCUGGUGCCAUACCUGCUCAUGCUGGUGGUGUUGGGGGUCCCUCUGCUCUACAUGGAGCUGAUUGUGGGUCAGUACACGAGGAGAGGGCCUGUCCAUGCUCUGGCUAAUGUCUGCCCACUGUUAAAAGGAGUGGGCAUAGCAUCAGUGGCCAUCUCCUUCAUCAUGUGUACCUACUACAACCUGGUCAUCACCUGGGCCCUGUAUUAUCUCUUCAGCUCCUUCCAGUCACCACUGCCCUGGCAGAACUGCAACAACACCUGGAACACACAGAACUGCACCAGUCAUUUCACCAACAGCAGCUACUCCUCCACAGCCAGCCAGGAGUUCUUCAAAUACAAGAUGCUGCAGCAGACUGGUGGAGUAGAUGAAGCAGGACUGAUUCGGUGGGAGCUUUUCCUCAUUCUCCUUCUGGCUUGGAUCAUCAUAUACUUCUGCAUCUUUAAGGGGGUCAAAUCAACAGGCAAAGUGGUGUACUUUACGGCUCUGUUCCCGUAUAUUAUCCUGAUUGCACUGCUGAUAAAUAAUGUGCAGCUUCCUGGAGCAUUGGAUGGAAUAACCUUCUUCAUUGUGCCGGACUGGAACAUGCUCCUGUCAGUAGAAGUGUGGGUGAACGCAGCAGCACAGAUCUUUAACUCCAUCGGGAUUGGUUUCGGCUCCCUCUUGGCCAUGUCCAGCUACAACUCCUUCAACAACAAUGUUCUAAAGGACACCCUGACUAUAGCCAUCAUCAACUCCCUCACCAGCCUCCUGGCAGGUUUUGUCAUUUUCUCUGCUUUUGGAUACAUGUCUCAUCUUCAGGGCAUCCCUAUCAGCGAUCUGGCUGUGGAUGGUCCAGGACUGGUUUUUGUUGUUUACCCACAAGCCUUUUCCAACAUGCCAGUAUCUCAGCUCUGGGCUGUGAUGUUCUUCUUCAUGCUGCUCUGCCUUGGACUGGACAGUGAGUUUGCGAUGGUUGAAGUGAUGGUGACCAGCCUCAUGGAUGAAUUUUAUCACAAACUGAUAAGGUUUUUCAAGAGGAAGGAGUUGUUUGUUCUUGCUGUCUGUGGCGCAGCAGCUAUUCUGGGGAUUCCUUGUGUCAUGCAGGUGGGCAUCUAUGUGUUCCAGCUCAUGGAUCAUUACACUGCCAUUGUGUCCAUCAUGUUUCUUGCAUUCUUUGAGGUCAUAGCCAUCUGUUGGUGUUAUGGGGUGACUCGACUUUCAGACAACCUGGAGGAGAUGACUGGAAAAAGAGCAAACCUGUUCUUCAGAGUGUGUUGGCUGAUAGUUGCUCCCGUGCUAGUUGGUGUGAUCCUGGUUUUCUCCAUCAUCCAGUUCAAACCAGCACGCUAUGAGGACUACGUGUUCCCCCCCUGGGCUCAGGGGGUCGGCUGGCUCAUCGCCAUGGGCUCCAUCAUCUGGAUUCCUCUGGGUGCUGUGCACACACUGUGGGUGCUGCCUGGCUCCUUCAUCCAGAAACUGAAGCUGUCCAUCACACCAGGCACGCUGGAUGGAAAGUCAAAAAUGGCUUACUACGAGAGGGGAGGAAGAGAUGCAAAUACAGGCUUAGCUGUCAUCAGCUCCGACAUCCAUCUAACUGAAAAACCUCCACUGCAGACACACCUGUGAUACCUCGCUGCUUUGCACAACGCUCUAAGGAGCUCAAAUUAAUCACAAAUAUUUACCAUUAGUGUUAAUCUUCAUCAAACUGCUGGUAAAUCAAAAUCACAUGAUUAUGAAAUGUUGUUGCUGCACAUGCAGAUACAUUAAAAUUAGUAUUUUUUGGAAACCUGUUGAUCAAAUGUUUGUUUCAAAUUUGGUUGAACAGCAAUUAGAAUCCGUUUUUGUUGUGUACAUGUUUAUAUCCGGCCAAAACCUCAGCUCCAAGGAGUUUACUUUACUAAGGGGGCCAUCUUUUGGCCAUGUAGGUUAAUGCACGAAUGAGUGUUGAUAUUAUGAAAUGCUGCACUUUUUAUUACAUUUUAGCCAAAAGAAUGUCAAAGUAAUGCCGCUUUUUUACCUUCACAGUCCGUACAAAUGAACCUUAACCACUGUGUACCAAUUCAUUGUGGCUGACUCAUUUCUUAGGUCAAAUGCUACAGGGAACUGCUGAUAAAAGAAUACACACUGGUAGUUAACAGGGUCAUGCAAUUCUGCCAUGUCAUGUACGGUGUCAUAAAAACUCAAAGUCCACAGCUUGUGUCUUAUUUCUACAACGAACAUAUCUCAGACCAUCAUUUACUUCCGGGCAAAUGUUUUUAUUCAUUCAAUUAAGGAGACAUUUCCACUGAAAGGUACAUUUCUAGGGUAUACAUGUACACAGAGUUAGUUUCUUCCCCUAUAUAAGUUCCCAGUGUUUCCUUCUUGUAAUUCCUGGUAAAUGAAUCCAAAGUGCAGAACGACUAAUUUUGCAAAAAGGUGGAUAGUAGAAACCCAUGUGCUUAAAGGGAUAGUUCAGUGUUUAAAGUGGCGUUGUGUAAGGUACUAUUUUAUAUUAAGUGUAUUAACUACAGUUGAUGGAAGUUGGCACGCCCCCCAGUUUGGAAAAGCAGACAGGAGUACCAGCACAGAAGCUAAGCAAUGUACUGCUGUGAUUGGAGGAAUCAGCAACGCGUAUUUAGCCACCCAUAAAGUCUGCAUCAGUUUAAGUGGAACUGAAGUGUGCUUUUUUUU
Notothenia coriiceps (black rockcod) is the source of this 2844-nucleotide messenger RNA. RefSeq names its product sodium- and chloride-dependent GABA transporter ine. The coding region runs from base 61 to 1800 and encodes 579 amino acids. Lineage: Eukaryota; Metazoa; Chordata; Actinopteri; Perciformes; Nototheniidae. Gene Ontology annotation, cellular component: plasma membrane. The transcript is spliced from 13 exons. Gene Ontology annotation, biological process: nitrogen compound transport; amino acid import across plasma membrane; sodium ion transmembrane transport. The record is from RefSeq and is a predicted model, not a curated record. Gene Ontology annotation, molecular function: amino acid:sodium symporter activity.